Molecule: messenger RNA, 3027 nt
Organism: Necator americanus (New World hookworm)
Lineage: Eukaryota; Metazoa; Nematoda; Chromadorea; Rhabditida; Ancylostomatidae
Exons: 24
Coding region: 1-3027 (1008 amino acids)
Biological process (GO): intracellular protein transport; exocytosis
Cellular component (GO): synaptic vesicle; membrane
Molecular function (GO): small GTPase binding
Source: RefSeq, a predicted model, not a curated record
AUGGUUUGGAUGAAACUUGGACCAUACAUAGAAAAUGCGCUGGUACAAUAUAGUACAGAAGUUCUAUUCCGCAUCGGACCACUCCAGCCAGCAGUGCCGUCGACGAAACACGAAGCGGUGGGGCCUAAGGGCCGUGGGCCGGCCAAACAACCUGUGGCCGUUCCCGAUGCUCCAUCGUCUAAUUCCCCAAUCGCAUCGACACGAUUAGCGGUGCCAACACGAAAGAACACCAUCCCAAAACGUUCCCUAUGGUGUUUUUGUGGACGUGGAUUUGGUGGUGGCGGUGGUGGUGGCGGUGGUGAUGGUGGUGGUGGACGAAAUUCCCGACGAAAAGCACCAAGUAGUCCCUACGGUUUCACUUCACCAAAUGAUUCGUCGGACCGCCCACCGCUACUAGUCGACUUGCCUGAGGCGUCUGCGGUGAAAACGUCGGCCGCUAUGCCGAACGUGGAGGAUCCAACGAAAAAUCUACUACUAACGCUUGAUAUUCCAACUGUAUCCACAAGAUUGCGAAAGCUGAGUCAAGCGUUCUUCAACGCUCAACAUGGUGAUCAAGUUGAUCUUAUGAACGACUGGGAAAUUGGUGGAACGCAGAACAAAUGGGUUUGUCCCAGUGAUCGACAUCUGCAUCUAAGAGCACAACUAAAAUCAGGAUGGUCAGUUCGUACAGCGACAGCACGAUCGCCAACAAACUCGAAAGGGAACACGGGAAUCACCGAAGCCGAACAGGAACACAUCAGACAAGUUUUGGCCAAAGCCGAAGCGAGUCGAGUAAAAGAGCAGCAACGAUUAGGUAAAAUGGUCGAUCGUUUGGAAAAAAUGCGACGACGUGCAACUGGUAACGGUGUAACACAUUGUCUACUAUGUCAUACAGAAUUCGGUUUGUUAGCGUCAAAAAGUUACGCAGCAAUGUGUGUGGAUUGCCGAAAGUAUGUUUGUCAACGAAAUUGUGGUGUGGAGACAUUGGACAGUCAACGUGGUGAAGUGGUGUUUCUAUGCAAAAUUUGUUCGGAAGCCAGAGAGCUUUGGAAAAAAUCUGGCGCAUGGUUCUACAAGGAAAUCCCCGAAUUUGUACGUCCUGAAGCGAAUGGAUCCGUUGUAACGUCACCACCGCAUCAUAAACCGUCAUGGACGUCACCGGCAGGACCAUCAGCGACAUCACCGCAAGCUCGUAGGCAUCUCCCUCAAAUCCCUAAUGAAAGAUCAAAAUCCCCUCGACCCAGAAUUCAACCGUCAUGGGUCAAGGAGAAGGUGAUGUCGUCGAUGUCGGUGGAUGACGAUGACAGAAGCUCUUCCGAUGGCGAAUUCGCUCAAUCCGGCGUAAUCAGACGUAAUCAUAAAGCGACAAUGGCCCGACGAGAGGAGAACCUCGCCCGAUUCGCUCUUCAUGCCACACAUAUCAGCGAUAGCGAAGAAGAUUCAUCGCCGGAAUCGAGAGCUUCGACACGUUCCACGUCUCCACGUCGAUCCCUGGCCACCCCAUCCUCUUACGAUUCUGCUCAUAAUCAAACCGCUCCGCCAACACAUCUUGACGAUGCGAGAAGUAUUGACAGCGGAGGUAAUCGGAUAGUCCAAUCGGACCACUCCAAUCCACAACAAGCAUUGACUCUAUCCGUUUCCUCAUUAGCCCCAUUCUCCUCAAGUACCACAACAAGCGAGAAUGCACCAGUACAAGUGAGAAGAAUCAGUCAAACUGAGCUCCCAUACGAUACAAGAGUGGCGCAAUCAGCUUCAAGAGGAUCUUUGGCACUAGCGACACCGCCUCCGAUCCCACCUCGAGCAAGUCCUGUUCCCACAGAGCCACGAUCAAGUCCGGCACCAUCGGUUGAUAUGAUGUCCAGAAAGAUUAGCAUCAGUUCCGCAGCCAGCACAAAACGAGCAGGAACAUCGAACGAUAGUGUGAACGUCCUGGAGCCUAUCAAAUCUCAGGCUACUCCAAGAACUGAAUCACCAACUGCUUCAUUUAUGAGUUCACCAGAUGAUGAUUCAAAGUCACGCACGCGUCGACGUGCGAUCAUCGCACGUUUUCAUUCGUCGAAGCGUCAAAUGACUUUGGAAGAGCCGCCGACUGCCGCCGAAGAGAUCAUCACCGCAUCGCCUACCGUAGCCGCAUCGUACAGUACACCGGACGGACUGAACUCGGAACAGGCGUUGACGGCACAGCAACAGCAGCAACAGCAGCCUGGUACUCUCGGUUCCAUACAGUUUACGGUUCUCUACAAUCAAUCCGAAAAGAAACUCACUGUUCAUCUUAUUCGAGCUAAGAACCUAAAAGCUAUGGACAGCAACGGUUUCUCCGAUCCAUACGUGAAAUUGCAUCUAAUUCCCGGGAUAGCUAAAGCUACAAAGCUGACCUCAAAAACUAUCGAGAAAACGUUAAAUCCUGAAUGGAAUGAAGAAUUGAACUAUUACGGUGUCACCGAGGAGGAUAAACAAAAGAAAACAUUAAGAAUAACCGUUCUCGAUCGUGAUCGUAUCGGUUCGGAUUUUCUUGGCGAAACACGGAUUGCCUUGAAGAAACUGCCAAUGAACACAGUGAAAAAAUUCAACCUCUAUCUAGAACACGCUAUUCCGGUUCAGCAGUCUCGACAAGAAGAUGAGUCAAUAAGGGGAAAAAUUCUAGUCGCUUUGCAAUAUAAUAUUCAACAAGGAUCCUUAUUUGUUACCAUUAAACGAUGUGCUGAAUUGAUAGGAAUGGACUCAACAGGAUUUUCUGAUCCCUACUGCAAAAUCUCACUUACGCCAGUCACCUCUAAAGCUCAUCGCCAAAGGACUUCAAUAAAAAAGAGAACACUAAAUCCAGAGUUCAAUGAGACCCUAACAUUCAUUGUUCCAUUCAAAGAUUUGCCGAAAAAGACCCUACAAAUCGGUGUAUUUGAUCAUGAUCUAGGGAAACAAGAUGAUUACAUCGGUGGAAUUGUCCUAUCGGCGUCCGCUAAAGAGGAUCGAGGCAAGCAAUGGAUUAAUUGUAUCGAAAAUCCCGGUCAAACAUUUGAAGUAUGGCAUCAACUCGAAUUAGAUGGUUAG